This is a messenger RNA of Drosophila guanche, 2927 nucleotides long. Its product is annotated as sodium-dependent noradrenaline transporter. The record is from RefSeq and is a predicted model, not a curated record. Gene Ontology annotation, biological process: sodium ion transmembrane transport. Gene Ontology annotation, cellular component: membrane. Bases 696 to 2609 code for a protein of 637 amino acids. Lineage: Eukaryota; Metazoa; Arthropoda; Insecta; Diptera; Drosophilidae. The transcript has 11 exons.
CGGUUGGAAGAGCGGCGCGUCAACGUGCUUUCGGCUUUGGAAUCGAAGAAUCGGGCAGAACGAACAGACAACAAAGUGCAUGGGAGAUUCGUGCGUGAUUUGCAGAAAACUGUCGCCGGGUGCAAUUGUGAAAUGCAUAGAGAGGGGAAAGAGUGAAGAGUAAAUGCAAAUGUGAGUGCCAGUGGCAGAGAGUGAGAGCGGGGAGUGCCCCCAUCAAAUCGCAUCAUUUGUCGCUGAGCAUCUGAUGCGGCCGCAUCUGAUUCCGACUGCUGGAAAACACUUGGAGCUUGGAGCACACAAAUCUCGUUGCCGGAUCGGGGUCUGUCACUCGGUCUCUGGGGUGAAGUGUCGCGUCGUGACGAUUCUCGAUUUCAAUUAAAGUCUACUGCUGGCAGCUAUAACAUCUUAUUAACUCUCAACUGUGCGCUCUAUUAAGAAGAUUAUACAUAGACAAGACAGCGAAUAACACAAAAAAUAACAUUACUACGUCGGACUGACCCAGAAACUCCAAGGGAAACUGGGUCAGAGUGCGAAAUAAUCGUGCAGUGUGGUACGAAACGGAAUGAACUUGGAACGAGCAGAGCAAAAAGUGCCACAAAAAAAAGCUGCGCCAUCAUAAGUGAGAUUCUUAGUGGAGUCUCAGGUGUUGUGGAGACACUUCCGUGGUGGGAAUACAUGACGUUGGUUCGCCCAACAUGAAAGGCAUCUGCGGGGAGCAGCUCAACAAUUGCAUGCUGCUGGGCAACUGCGACAACGUCGGAGAUGGCGCAACAAUAGUUGGAGCUGAAGAUGGAGUUGGCGGUGCAGGCAGUGGCGGAGUUUUGGCUGCCUCGGCGCGUCGCAUCCGCUUGCGGCAGGUGCAGAGCAUGGCCGUGCCAGCGACCAGCGCCUACGACACACUGGAGCGACCCUAUCGGCAUGACAAGGCGCGCGGACGCUGGGCCAAGUCGGCAGACUUUUAUUUCGCCAGCUGCACCCAUGCCUUCACCUCGCUAAUGUUCUCGGACCUGCCCACCUUCGGCCUCAUACACGGCGGAUGGGUAUUAUUUAUAAUCGCGUAUCUUAUGGGCAUAUUCUUCUAUUCCCUGCCCAUAUUUUUGAUCCAAGCAUUUCUGGGACAGUUUUCCACAUCCGGAUCGAUAUCAGCAUUUCGUGUGGCGCCCAUUUUUAAGGGCAUCGGCUAUUCCAUUCUGCUCAUCAAUCUGGGAACACUCACGUACUACAGCAUUGGUGCGGUGGUGCCACUGAUCUACGCAGUGAACACUUUGCACGCGGUGAUUCCAUGGACGCACUGCAACAAUACGUGGAAUAGUCUCGACUGCUCCACACACGACAACUACGAUCCCGAUGAUCUUAGUGUAGAUCCACAUUCCACUGUGGAGUUCUUUCGUUCGAUGAUUGCCUCCACGGGCGAAGGCUCUACUGCACUGAGCAUCUCCUUGCCCAUGCUCGUGGCUGUGGUGGCCAUUUGGCUGCUGGUUUUGGCACUUCUACUCAAGCCCAUUGCCUUUAUUGGCAAGGCGCUGCGUUGUGCCUGUGUCCUCAUGUUUGCCUGCUUCGUGGCCGUUUUCUUUUAUUUGGCCAUACACGAGCGCGUGGAUCUGGGCACCAUACACAGCUACCUGUUGCCUUCGUUCUACAAUGUGGAGGGUCUUUUGAGAGCUGGCAGCUCUGCCUUUCUAUUGGCUGGCCUGGCCCUCGGUCCCGGCUGUGGCAGUGUCAUCAAUCUGGCGAGCUACAACAGCUUUCGCAGCGAUGCCGAGCGCAUGAGCGUCUGGGUGUGCCUCACACAUGCCACCAUUGGCCUCCUGGCCAUGCUCUGCUGCAAUGUGGCACACGAUCACUUCGAGGAUCAUGUGGGCAUGCUGCCGUUGCAUGUGGACGAGAAGCACGAUAUGCAGUACUUGUAUCUCAGUUUCUCGUAUCUUUUUGGCCGCUUUAGUACAGCGUCCAAUCUGUGGGCUUUUCUGUUCUUUCUUAUCAUCUUUUUGGCUGAAAUUUCUGCAUUGACGAUCCAACUCCUCUCUGUGCUGACGUCGCUCUUCGAUGAGUUUGAGUGUUUGAGAUGCAGAAAGAUGCCAAUUAUUUGUUUUCUGGUCUUUGGCCUAGCGGCCACUUCCCUGUACUUUUGUACGCAGUUGGGCUUCAGUCAGCUGAAUCAGCUGCCACGACUGGCCAUGUUCUCGCAUGUCCUCAUUUCGGGUGUUCUCGUGCUGAUGGCCACUUGGGUCUAUGGCCGUGUGCGCUUCCAGUGCGACUUGCAGUUCAUGCUGGGCAAAACGAUCUCAAGCUUUACCAUAUUCUUCAUACGCUUUGCCACGCCCAUCUUUCUCGGACUGUGUCUGUGUCAGCUCGUCUACUUUUUGAUAAGCUUCAAUGAAGUCCCUCAACUUCUCAUGUGGCUGAGCCAGGGACUGAUCUUCCUCGUGGCCAUCGUUUAUAUGAUCUACAAGGUGACCAAAACGAAUGGCAGCUGGCGGCAGCGACUGCAACAGUGCCUGGCGCCACAUGACUGGCAUCCGGUGGAUGCGGACAACCGUCGCUUUUACGAGGAGAUCAUGGGCAUAUCCGAGAUGCUGGUGAUCGAUGCCAAUGCCAAUACCACAUAGUGCCUGUACUGUAUAUCAAAAUACUCUUAGAAGCGAAUCAAAACAGCGCCUCUGGGGGGGCCGCGUUCGUACUUAAGUCGCAGUCCACCAUGACACAUGAAUGACGAGGAGGAGACGUUCAUUCAUUCUCUGCCGCAGGUCGCGGCUCGAACUGAAACUCACUUUUAUUAUACACACCAUAAACGAAAUCACUCAGAUCAAGUGCAAUUUGCUGUUGGCUGACUUUUUUGAUCGAGCUGUACUGAUAUUUUCCACAUGCCUAGCUAUAGUCAACAAUAAACUGGUGAUAUUUAGUAGUUGCCUACACAAAAAUUAAAA